AAGAAAAUAAAGUUUCGAAGUAGAAACUCCAAAUAAGCAUCUUUCAACAGUACUGUAAUGAACACCCACCAGGCCACCACCGUCUGUGUCUGCCUCCCCAUUGGCCAUUUCAACUCUCUUCACAAAUGCAUUUCUCUUAACUUCUUCUAAUCCACAUGGCUUCCAUCUCUCUUCUCUCUACUUUCCCAUUUUACCCCUCCCUCUCCUCUUCUUCCUCCGCUUCCAGCUUCUCUUUUCUCCAUUUCAGGCUCUUAAAGCCCACCUGCCGUCUCUCCCUCAAACAACCAAGCACCCAAGAAACCGACACCCACUCCCCUCGAAACGACGCCGUCCGUGUCAUUUUCGCUGCUGGUGGUACCGGUAGCCACAUCUCCCCUGCUGUCGCCAUAGCUGAUGAGCUCAAACUCAUCAACCCCGCUACUCAGUUCCUCUUCGUUGGAUCGCCCAACAGCAUGGAAUCAAAUGCAAUCCCUUCUUUUGGUUUCGAUUUCGUCUCGGUUCCCUCUUUGGUUCGUUUGUUUCGUCCCUUAAUUUCUCUCAGAAACCUCUUUCUUCCUUACCAUAUAACUAAGUCUGUACUUUUCUGUAAUUCCAUACUUGAAGAUUUUGAUCCUCAUAUUGUAGUUGGCACUGGCGGUUACGUGUCGUUUCCUAUUUGUUUAGCUGCCGUUUUAAAAGGAAUUAAAGUUGUAAUUCAAGAACAAAACUCAGUGCCUGGUAUUGCCAAUUGGGUUCUUUCUUUUUUAGCUGAUAAAGUGUUUGUAGCGUUUAAUUCUACAGUGGAGUGUUUUCCAAAAAAGACUAAGUGUGUUGUGUGUGGGAACCCCGUGAGAUUGUCUGUGAGGACGUUUGUGCCAAAGGAAGUGGCAAAACUGAAGCUUUUUCCCAAGUCGGGGAAGGAGGAGGGGAAAGUUUUGUUGAUUUUGGGAGGGUCUUUGGGGGCCAAUGCAACAAACAUUGCAAUGUUGAAUUUUUACCAUAAAAUGUUGAUUGAGGACAAGUUGUUCAUCAUAUGGCAGACUGGGGUUGAGUCCUUCAAUGAGAUGGAAAGCCUGGUUAAGAACCAUCCUCAUUUGCUUUUGACACCGUUCUUGGAAUCUAUGGAUUUGGCAUAUGCUGCAGCUGACCUUGUUGUUUCAAGAGCUGGUGCAAUGACAUGUUCCGAGAUCUUGGUUGCAGGGAAACCUGCUAUUCUGAUUCCAUCACCAAAUGUUGCUGAGGGAGAUCAGUUAAAAAAUGCAUCGCUACUGGCAGAUGUAGCAGGUUCAAGAGUUAUCACUGAAGAUGAACUUGAUUCAAUCACCCUAGGAGGUGCAAUCAAAGAAAUACUAGGGAAUGAAGCUCUAAUGGAAGAUAUGAGUGAGAGGGCUCAGAAAGCUGCUAAGCCUACUGCCUCUGCCGAAAUUGCACAUCACAUUCUUUCUCUGAUCUAGUCAUCAGCCGCAAAGAAAUAGCAACAGAUCAAGUGACGGAUGGAAGUUUCUCCGGUCAACAGCAGUCCAAUCUACACUCACAGCAAAACUUCCUGCUGCCGCAAUUUUUGCUCUCCCUCUACCAGUGCCAUCGUCUUCACAACAGCUCAAAUGUUCCAUUGAAGCUGGGUUAGUUAUAUUAAUAUUGUUGUACAAAAGCCAGUUCAGGAGACUCACAGGUUCUCUCUCAAUUUUCCUUUGGCUUUGGAGUAGAUGCUAUUUACAAGCACUUCUAACAUCAGCCGAAAUGUCUAAAAGUGCUUCCAGGGUCAUGAAAUUUGUUGUUUAGUUGUAGACAAUAAGUGAAAUUUGUUUAGAUUUUUGGUGGUUCAUAUGAAACUUGCUCUUGUGUUUAGCAAGAUCAUCAAGUCCGCAAAAAACAAACUGUAUUAGAGUUGGGAAACUUAUCCAAAUUGAUUUGUAGGAAUCAAUUGUUCUAUCAAAAUCAGACUAAGUUUCUUGA
This is a messenger RNA of Mangifera indica (mango), 1935 nucleotides long. Its product is annotated as UDP-N-acetylglucosamine--N-acetylmuramyl-(pentapeptide) pyrophosphoryl-undecaprenol N-acetylglucosamine transferase. NCBI's taxonomy places the organism in Eukaryota, Viridiplantae, Streptophyta, Magnoliopsida, Sapindales, Anacardiaceae. Gene Ontology annotation, molecular function: undecaprenyldiphospho-muramoylpentapeptide beta-N-acetylglucosaminyltransferase activity. The transcript is spliced from 4 exons. Gene Ontology annotation, biological process: carbohydrate metabolic process. The record is from RefSeq and is a predicted model, not a curated record. The coding region runs from base 156 to 1433 and encodes 425 amino acids.